CGAGGCAUUCAUGACCAACGAGGCUCCCGAUUCCGUACAAAGACCUUGUCUCCCAUAUCCCCUCUCCCAGUCCAUCCUCCCGAACCCUCGAAUAUCCCAGUCCUGCAGAACCAGAUCGACCCGGUUUUCAAUAUGACUUCGACGCAUAUUGACAAUGCCCCACCCCACUCUCUUGUAACUGCCCCGGCAGACUCCUCCCAGCCAACUAUCCCGGAGAAUUCAGAUGUACGCUCUCCUUCCGCCGACUCAAGCUUCUCAGACGCAUACAAAGAGCAGCCUGCCAAGGAUCAAGGCAAAGACGAGAAUGUCAAGGGAGGCGACCAAGGCAGAGAAAUCACCGAUGACUAUGCAAUGACAUUUGAUUCCGACGGAGAAGAACGUACGAGUAGUCAAGAUUUAUCACAAGCAAACAUUGAGCAGACGGCAGAGUCUCUGCCUGUUACCAUCCCAGCGACCAAAUUGCCUCCCUCUGUUGCCCACGAGCUUUCCCAUGUCGCAGUGCCUACCAACGACCAUACCACACAUACCAUACCAUCUCCCUCCCUCCCAGCAUAUGCAGAUGCUACAGCCGACUGUCUAUCCGAUGGCUCUGCAGAUGUGUCAAAGCCUAUGGAAAAUGGUACAGCUGAGUCGACAGCUCCCAAAACCCAUACUUAUGAGGGCAUUACCAACGGUGAUAUAGAUAUUCAGCAACUACUUGACAAUAUCACUGCAAAUGCCGAAAAGAAUGAACCAGCUUCGACUACUCCUGCCCAACCUUCCACCCCUAAUUCCACCCUUUCCAAAGGGAGCUCAACCUUGCCAUCCCAUGCCAGCCUUCCGCCACGCCCACAAAUUCUACAAAAUCGCAAUUAUGCAGAUGACAUGCAAAAGUACCACGCAGGCCCACCAGGUGUCCCCCAGCAGGCCAACUCUUCUAGGCCUGUAGGAGCGCCUCCGUCUCUUGUUGGUGCAGGUGCUCCUGGCACCUCCACCGAUCCUAGAGGUGGGCUUCCUCCUCCCCCAGUAGCAUCUUUUAGACCCCCCUCAUCUGCAAAACCCAUCAGCCCAUCCUCAUAUACCCACCUCAAUAGACCACCUGGGCAAAGUCAAGCCAGACCUGUUGAUGUUGAGGAUGAAGCUGAUGUUAUAGAUGCACGAUGGGGUCCUGAUGUACAAAAGAUCUACGACGAAUUCCUUGUAAAUGAGCGGAUGUACGUGACCGAGGGCAUUUGGGACAGGUUCCCAAAGAAGUCUCGUCUAUUUAUAGGUAAUUUACCUUCGGAAAAAGUUACUAAGCGAGAUUUAUUUCACGUCUUCCACAAAUACGGCAAGCUUGCUCAGGUCUCUAUCAAGCAAGCAUACGGGUUCAUUCAAUUUCACGAAGACGCUGCGUGUGCUGAGGCUCUAGCACGUGAACAAGGAGCAGAAGUCAGAGGACGCAAAAUGCAUCUUGAGAUAUCAAGACCACAGAAGAAUACGCGCAAUGCCGCCCAGAAUGCUCAACCGCCCCGUAGGUCAAGAUCCCCCGACUAUGCAAGAGGGGGUAUGUCAGACCGCGGUGGCGGACAAGGGCAAGGAAGUCGAAUGCCUAAUAUUGACCGCUACGACGGGAGAUCCAAUAACAGCAGCAUCCGCCAGGAUGAGUAUGGCCGACCAUUACGCAUAAGAGAUGAUUACCGGCCAGUACGGUCCCCUACACCACCUCGGUACCGGACUCGCGACGACUAUGCUCCACGUGGUAGAGAUUCCUAUGGAGGCCGAGAGCGUCAUCGAAGUCGCUCGCGCUCUCCAUAUGGAAAUAGAGACGACGGUAGAUAUCGCGAGAGAAGUUUGAGCCCUCGAGCACGUCAGACAAAUGAGGAUCUGGAUCUCCAGAUACCUCGACGAGACCAACGCAACGUACCCGACGUCCAGAUUAUCCUCAUGGACCAACUUGACCGAGCGUUCGUCUCCUGGGUGGAAGGCGAAUUCCUUUCCCGUGGCAUUAAGACUGAAGUGAUGUUCCUCAGCGCACGACUACCCCUCCAAGCAGUUAUCCGGCGACAAAUUCUCGAGGGUGUUUAUGCUGUCUUACAGCUUGAUAUGAGGUCCCAAAUGGAGAGCAAAGUCCCUUUACAAGUUUUCGAUCGCCAAGGUGGUGCUAACAAUGUGCGAUUCGACGAGUACCAAGAUCUAGAGCCCAGGAUCGCAGCAGAACUAGUACACCGUGCGAAGCAAGCCCAGCCCGUGCACCAACCUCCCCCCCAAACACAAAUUCCUCAAUACACCCAACCGCAAUUCGCAUCUGGCCAAGCCUAUCAGCCACCAAUCCAGUCACCUACCCAAUAUCAGCCGUCUCCAGCCCCUGCACCGGCUGCCCCGAAUCUUGCCAGUCUAGUAGGCCAGCUUGAUAAUUCUAGCCUUCAACAACUCCUUUACUCGAUGAAUGCCCAACAACCACAGCAACAAAAUGCACCUGCUGUUGCAUCUAAUUCUGCAAUUGACCUCGCUGGCCUCUUAGGUGGUCUCAACCCCCCACAGCAAGGAUACCAGCCGCAACCUACUCCAUCUCCAUAUCCCAAUCUUGCGAACAAUCCAGCCCUCGCAUCCAUACUUGGGCACGUGGCUGCUCCACCGCAGGCUCAAUCUCAACCCCAGCCCCAGCAGUCUACUCAACAAGUUCAGAAUAUAAUGGCUCAACUUGCUAGAUUUCGAGGAUAA
Molecule: messenger RNA, 2682 nt
Organism: Lachnellula hyalina
Lineage: Eukaryota; Fungi; Ascomycota; Leotiomycetes; Helotiales; Lachnaceae
Product: putative RNA-binding protein
Exons: 3
Molecular function (GO): RNA binding
Source: RefSeq, a predicted model, not a curated record